Caenorhabditis briggsae is the source of this 1038-nucleotide messenger RNA. The transcript is spliced from 8 exons. Lineage: Eukaryota; Metazoa; Nematoda; Chromadorea; Rhabditida; Rhabditidae. The record is from RefSeq and is a predicted model, not a curated record. The coding region runs from base 1 to 1038 and encodes 345 amino acids.
AUGUUCCGAAGUGUCGUCGUCGCAAGAAUAGCAAAACAGGCUAUUGAAAAUGUCACAGAACGGAAAAAUGCAAUCACCAAAAUCCAAAAUAUCAUCAGAAACAGUCUGACAGAGUUUGAUAAAAGUGUCGAGGAAUACAAAGUUUAUCGAGAGACUCAUGAUACUCCCGAUUGGGGAGUUGUUCGAAUGAGUAGUAUUGCAAUGGCUAAUCAUCAUUUUGAAGAAGCCGAAUUGUUUCUAAAACAACAAAUGGAGGAAUACGGUGGUGCAGCUCGGAGGCAAGCUCGCAAUGUGGAUGUUACUGAUGAACAGAUUUGCGCAUCAAUGGAACGAAUUCUUCGGAAACCGGAUGCUUUGGAAUCCGCUUUCAAGUUUUUCGAUUUUCUUCGAAAAUAUAAAUUCUGCACGACUCGAGAUGUUUUUGUCAAAGUUCUUAUUGAAAGCACAGUUGAAAAGUGUGGCUGGAAAGAAGGGUUGAGUCGCCUAAACAAAAUAAUGAGCGAGGAUAAAAGAGCGAAAAGUAUGAAAAUGAGUUUAUUCUUCAUUCUAGAGGACGCCUGGAAAGCUGGUGAAGCUGAUCAAGCGGAAUCAAUAGUAUCAGAAAUGGGAAAUGUGAAGCCAUCUACUCUACGUUCGAUUCAACUUUUCAUCAGAUUCAAUGAGUUGCCACGGCUGGAAGCAGCUGAUUACUGCAAGCGAAAUUCAAUAAAAUUAUCUCACGAAGAUGUUGCUUUCUUUGUGGAGAUGUCUGGUAAAUUGAAAUAUCCCAUGCCUCUUCUUCGACUACUCGAAGUUCAUGAGUUCGUCCCAAUCCCAAAAACAAGCUUUUACUCUAUCUUCGAGGAACUUAUCAAACUAGCCGGGAAAUCUGAAAAAUGCGAAAUCCUAGAAGAGAUGAUGUGGAAAGUGAAAAAGAGUCGAGAAGUCAGUGAUGCUGAAAAGUCGAUUUUAUAUGGAAAGAUUCGGCAUUUUUAUAAGUGUCUGAAUGUGAAAGCGCCGGAAAAGUUGCAUUAUUUAAUAAGAGCUGAUAACAAUUAG